AUGCGCGUACUGCUAGUGUGUGUAGCGGUGGCUUUACUCUCUUGCCCCGCUGAACUGCAGCGCCGGCGCCGCACCGUGGCUGAAGCGUUCAACGACUUUCAGAUAUGCAGGGACCUUAACAUCAGUGCACCCGAAACGAUGCUAGAGGUUUACUAUGGAAAUGAAGAGAUAAAAACAGGGGAAGAGAUAUAUGCUGAUAUUACUGUAGAAUUUCCCGAGGUUGGCUUCGCCGUGGAACCAGGAUGCUAUUACACGUUUAUAAUAGUUGAUCCAGACUCACCUUCCGCUUAUGAUCCUUUCUGGCGGUCGUAUCUAAUGGCGUUGUAUGUGAACAUUGGAAGCUCCCCGUCUAGUCUUGGCGGCCUGGACUUACACACGGGUUUCGAGGUUGCCACUCACAUCCCCACCAGUCCUAUACCCGGCACGGGGAUUCAUCGCUAUGUCCUGCUACUGUUCAAACAACCUUAUGGUAUUAGUACCAUAGACGAGAACCUUCUCUGUUUCCAGCAGUUCCGUUUGAACUUCAGGGUUGAUGAGUUCAUGUGUUAUUACAACCUCACAGGCCCCGUCGCCGGAAACUUUUACCUGUCACAGUUUCCAGAACGAACGUAG
Bicyclus anynana (squinting bush brown) is the source of this 612-nucleotide messenger RNA. RefSeq names its product protein D2-like. NCBI's taxonomy places the organism in Eukaryota, Metazoa, Arthropoda, Insecta, Lepidoptera, Nymphalidae. The record is from RefSeq and is a predicted model, not a curated record. The transcript is spliced from 4 exons. The coding region runs from base 1 to 612 and encodes 203 amino acids.